Messenger RNA from Closterium sp. NIES-67, 1495 nucleotides. The record is from the annotation of a GenBank genome assembly. NCBI's taxonomy places the organism in Eukaryota, Viridiplantae, Streptophyta, Zygnematophyceae, Desmidiales, Closteriaceae.
AAGCCACAUCUCGCCAUUCUAGCUUCGCUCGUCACAAUUAGGAACUAGAAUCAAGACACGCAGUAAUCGUCCAUUUCUCUCGCGUAUUAAAGCUGUUUUUGGUGAAUAAGCCAGCCAACAAUCCUCUACCAGCGUUUUCUCCGCUAGUUAGCCAUGGCCGAUACGGAGCAGGGUUUCUCCGCUCCUCUCCGCAAAUACGUCCUUAGUCCAGUGGAGGAGGAAGAUCGCACCACUCUCCGCAACCGCUGGCUUCUAUCUCUCUGCCUCUCAACCCCCGACCAUCGUCUCGCGUCCGCGACCCCCCCUCCUCCUCCCAACCGUUUCUCCGCUGCGACGACUACCCAGUCGGGAAGCGACACUCCGUGCGACGGUAGGAGUCGCACGGAGAGCCUCGCAGAUCAAUCGCCCAUCUGCCCGAAGCGACUGUCUUUCUCAAUGCCGGGGGAGGAGCCGCUUUCGCCUAAAGCUCUCGACUGGGGCACGCGAGUCUGCUCAUCAGCCCCGGCAGCAGGCUUGUUGCCGAACCUACUCCACCAGCGCAUGCCGCAGGUUCGGUUUAUGGUUUCGAUAAUGGGCCUCGUCGUCACCGCGGCGUUCCUCUUCUCCGACGGAGUCGCCAGGGGAGAUGCGACGCAGCGCGGGUGGUGGGCGAAGGAUGCGAAAGCGUCGCCCGUCGCAGGGCUGCGUGAUGGUAACCCGCCAGACAGCCGGCGUAACGGCGGCGCGAGCGGCAAGUGGGACUGGGUGGACGGGGAGGGAGAAGCGGCUGAAUCGGACGUCAUGGAUGCAGCGGAGCUGCGCGUGCGCGAGGAGAUGGUCGCGCUAAAGUGGCUCAAGUUCCGAUCGGGUCAGCUGCAGCUGCACGUGCACUCUAGUAACGAGGUCGACAUCAGCUUCUGGGGUGACGUAUUCCAAACCGCAUUCGCGGAACUUUCGGGGCGGCAUGAAGCGGCGCGCAGGGCGGCGAUUCGGCGGAUUGCCCACCUGUCGACUCAGGCGUAUGACGUGGACCUGUCGGCUACAUUCCCCGUGUUUCGCCCGAAGUGGCGCUGGCAGACCGAGCCAAGCACCCAACAACAGUCGCAGCAGUCGCAGGAGUCGCAGUCACAGCUGUCACAGCAGUCGCAACAGUCGCAGUCACAGCUGUCACAGCAGUCGCAGCAGUCGCAGCAGUCGCAGCAGUCGCAGCAGUCGCAGCGAGGGAAUGUGGGGAAGCAGCAGAGCCCGUUGCGCGCCAAUCGCAGGGUUGAGCAGACGGGGAAAAGGCGGCAGGUGAAGGCCCCAGGGAAGCAGAACCGUCCAAGGCGCAACUAGUGCCUCCUCACGAGACUGACAUGUCCCCCCACAAGGCCGACGAGUAAACCGAGUCUACGAACACCGUUUGUGAUAGGCGUAGCUCUGUAGGUGUAGGUGUGUGCUAACGCCCUUUGCUUGCAGCCCUAGCUGCUCUACUGACAACAAGGCGCUUCUCUCGAGGGCCUGACUUCUCCCCAUC